UCUUUUCGGUUUGGGGAGCUGUGUAUCUAAAUUUUUAGUUUCUCAAAAAUCUGGCUAGGUGAAGGCACAAAAAUAAGUUGAAAACAGGACACCCCGACACGAAUACACUUUUACACGACCCAACGGACACACACGAAGACUAACCACACAGACAGACAUUAUGGUACAGCAGAGACUCGAUUCGACGGACAGUGGUCUGCAGAGUGGCUCCCCCAGCGAGGUGCCCUCGGCCUGCAACCCGGAGGAGGACGGGGACCCUGAUCUGUGCGCCUUUUGCCUGGACCGCAUCCGGGAUCCGGAGAAGCUGCACUGCAACCACGCCUUCUGCAGACGCUGUCUCGAGAUGUACCUAGAGGCCCGCAACUGGGUGGCCGAGCGCUGUCCCAUCUGCCGGAGGAGCCUGGUGCACCACGUGACCAAGGAGUUCAAUGACGACUGGCGCCUGUUUGGGUUCAUGAUGGUGCUGCUGAUGCUGCUCAGUCUGGGCCCGUUUUACUUGCUGCUGCUCUACUGGUGAACUUCCUUCCCGCCGGAGCAGCACCUGAUUUACCAAAAUAUGUAUAUUUGUACUUAGAUAGACGCACGAGAGAUAUAUGCAAACUUGUCAGUGGAUUUUAAUUAAACCCGAAAGCCAUAAAAUGCGA
Messenger RNA from Drosophila subpulchrella, 644 nucleotides. RefSeq names its product E3 ubiquitin-protein ligase RNF125. The transcript is spliced from 2 exons. Bases 161 to 517 code for a protein of 118 amino acids. Lineage: Eukaryota; Metazoa; Arthropoda; Insecta; Diptera; Drosophilidae. The record is from RefSeq and is a predicted model, not a curated record. Gene Ontology annotation, molecular function: metal ion binding.